ACAACUCUUGUCCGUGAUCAUCAAGAUUCACGAGAAAGAGAAAACCUAGGGUUUGAUCAUGAUAUAAAGGCCCCCUCAUUGUUUCUUCACUCAAACAUAUAUUCCACUUUCGCUAGUUUAGCUACCUACCCAUGGGAAAGAUUGCCCUAGCCAAUGUCCUCUUGGUCCUUCUCUUGAACUUGAGCACUUUGCUCAAUGUUCUUGCUUGUCCCUAUUGCCCUUACCCAUCUCCCAAGCCUCCUCCAAAAAAGCCUCCCAUUGUGAAACCACCAGUUCACAAACAACCAAAACCAUGUCCACCACCCAAGUCAUCUCCAAAACCACCCCAUGUACACCCACCCUAUGUCCCAAAACCUCCUCACUACCCUAAACCACCAGUUCAUCCACAUCCACCCCAUGUCCCAAAACCUCACCCUAAGCCUCCACUGCAUCCACAUCCACCUUAUGUCCCAAAACCACCAGUUGUUAAACCACCCUAUGUCCCGAAGCCACCAGUUGUGAACCCUCCCUAUGUCCCAAAACCACCAGUUGUGCCAGUUACACCACCAUAUGUUCCAAAACCACCAAUUGUGAACCCUCCUUAUGUCCCAAAACCACCUGUUGUCCCAGUUAGACCACCAUAUAUCCCAAAACCACCAGUUGUGCCAGUUACACCACCUUAUGUGCCAAAACCACCCAUUGUUUAUCCACCUGUAGUACCAACACCACCAAUUGUGACACCACCUAUUGUGUAUCCACCUGUAGUCCCUGUGCCACCAUUACCACCCAUUGUGACUCCACCAAACCCUCCAAGUGAAACACCAUGUCCACCACCACCACCACCACCAGUGGUGCCAUAUCCACCACCAGCACAACCAACAUGCCCCAUUGACAGCCUAAAACUGGGGGCAUGUGUGGAUGUGCUCGGUGGCCUCAUACACAUUGGCAUAGGCAGCAGUGCCAAGCAGACAUGUUGUCCAGUGCUUGCAGGGCUUGUGGACUUGGAUGCUGCAGUGUGUCUCUGCACAACCAUUAGGGCUAAGAUUCUCAACAUCAACAUCAUCAUCCCUAUUGCUCUUCAGCUUCUCAUUGACUGUGGCAAGACCCCACCUGAUGGAUUCAAGUGUGCAGAUAGUUAGUUAAUAUAUAUUUAAUCACUAAGGUCCCCAAGGACCAAGGAAUUGCAUAACUCAUGCAUGAAUAAAAACAAGUUGAGAAGAUCGAUGUAGUGAAGGAAUUCUCUUUCGUUUCUCUUUCAUCAAGUUGUUGCUGUAUACCAAAGGCCAAGGACAACAUAAUUGUACUAAGAGGGACAAUCUUGGUUUACUUGUUCAGACUGGAUAAUUUUCUGACAUGCCUUGUAUACAAAGUCAUGCAAUAUUGCCAUGGCAUUUAUUUAAUUAUUUUCUCUGUUUUUCUUUGUCUAUUUCAUGUGGUUCUGUGUGCAUGUCAGCCUGUGUAAGCUCACCCGUGAGUACGCUGGGAAAUGUACAAGUUAGUGAAGUUUUAGAUUUUUCUUAGAAAUGGAUAAUUUGUUACGCGUUUUCUCUUUUAUUA
Messenger RNA from Glycine soja, 1536 nucleotides. Its product is annotated as 36.4 kDa proline-rich protein-like. Lineage: Eukaryota; Viridiplantae; Streptophyta; Magnoliopsida; Fabales; Fabaceae. The record is from RefSeq and is a predicted model, not a curated record. The transcript is spliced from 2 exons. The coding region runs from base 132 to 1118 and encodes 328 amino acids.